This is a messenger RNA of Zingiber officinale, 3934 nucleotides long. RefSeq names its product probable inactive receptor kinase At5g58300. NCBI's taxonomy places the organism in Eukaryota, Viridiplantae, Streptophyta, Magnoliopsida, Zingiberales, Zingiberaceae. The transcript is spliced from 5 exons. The record is from RefSeq and is a predicted model, not a curated record. Gene Ontology annotation, biological process: protein phosphorylation. Gene Ontology annotation, molecular function: protein binding; ATP binding; protein kinase activity. Bases 1982 to 3793 code for a protein of 603 amino acids.
AAACGCAUACUGGAAAAAAAAAAGAGUUUAUUUUAUUUUGAACGACUAUCAAAGACAAGAACAUUAAUACGAGUUCACGUUUAAUUCAAAGCAAUAGAGCAGGGAAUAUUUGGUGGCGUUGUGUCGCCGGCUAUUUCUGAGCUUUUCGGCAAGAUCGCGCUGAACAAUCCGACACCAGAACGACGAUGGGGGAAGGGAUCGCUGACAGAAUCGCGGUGAAAAGAUCUCCUUAAUGGCGAUGGAAUGGGGUUCUGAAGGGGAAGCUAUGGUUUCUCUCAUAAAGGGAGACCACAUAUUACACGAGGAAAAGAUUGGAUUCGAGAGGAGAAAGGCGGGGAAAAGAUCCCACGAACCAGGGACAUCGAAGAUGCCUGGAUUCCUCUCCUUCCUUCUCCGGCUUCAGUGCAGCCCUACAAGAAUCCAAUUAGAAGAUCGUCUCCCUUUCUUCCCCGGAGAUCAUUAUGAAUUCUCGACCGGGAGAGUUGCGCGUUUGGAGUCAAUGGAGAUAACAAGGUUAACACGCACCAGGCUGGCCGAUGCUGUGCCAAGCCAUCGAUUGCUUAGUCACUUAUCGUUUCCAAAGCUCCCAAAUGUCCUUUGCCGUCGUUGUUAAGAAGAAAACAAGCCAAGGACAUAAGACAUCAAUCUGUUCCAGCUGUUGUAUUGGUGGUUUCCUUAAGAACCUAUGAUUCCUUUUUUCUUGAAAGUCAAUUCUCAUUUUGCUAUUCUAGUUCAGUAUACGUUUCAAGAAUGUUAAGGAUUUGCUGGAAUUCUAUGUAGGUUCCUCUGAGUGGUUUUCUUUUCUUUCCUUUAUUUGUGGAAAUCUCUUAAGUGGUUUAUCUCUUUUUUUCCUCUUCAGAAAUGCUGGUGGUUCACAUUUGGAAGUUUUAUGCCAUUAGCCUUUGAAAUGAUCGCAACAAAUUAUAAAUUGUGCAUUCUUCAGUGUUCAUUAAUUACAAGAAUGCUAAGCUCGCUUGAAUUCUAGGUAGGUUUCUUAUGAGAGCUUUGCUAUUCAUUCCUUGGUUUUAUUAAGGUUUUCUUCAUCAAUCUUUAUCCAUUUUUUAGACAAAAGAGAACUAUGUAUUCUUUCAUCCUCUUCAGAAAUUAUGGUGCUUUCCAAGUGUCAUGCCAUUAGCCUCUGGAGAUAAUUGCAACAGCUCAAAAACUAAUGCAAAUUGCAUGAAUGAAACUAUCAAAGUAGAGUAACAGAGAACACAAUGGAAAUGCCUUUUUAAGAAAUGGUCAUCUUGAAAUAAUUGUGCAUUAUAGGUAUCUAUUUUGUUGUCUAUUAGAAGUAAUCAAAUAAUGCUUAUUAAGUUAUUUGAUUGUUUAGAGCAACUCAUAGGAACUAAAUUGUUUUAUUUUUAUUUUUAUGAUGAGCCAAAAUAAAAAUAAAAACCAUAGAAUAAAUAGAUUGAGGAUCCUCAAUUUUUUCACAUUUUAUGAGCAGAUGAUUUUAAAUUUUUAAGAAAAUUUUAAAUGUGGAAUGCUGCUAACACUAAUUUUUUGCAUCUCCCUGGAUUUAGGUAAGCUUCUGAUCAAUUUUGUUUAAUGAUUCAAUAUGAAAUUUAGUUUUUGGCUAUGAUGAUUAUAAGUGGUAGAUGUCAUUAACUGUUUCUCUAAUUUUGCAAUGUGUUCUUGACAUAUAAAUUUGAAUUUGGUGACAACCAAACACUUACUUUUCCUCGUCAGGCACUAACUUAUUAAUUAUGCAUUAUUUUUAAAAAAAUGAUAGGAGAUCGUAUUUUUUAGCCUUGAUGAGCUUUCUCUUUUUGUUUAUAACUCCCUUUCCAUACAUUUAGUGGAUGAAGAAAACAAUCAUUUGAUAUUCCUUAUCCUCGGUUUACUAAACAACUACUCUUUGUUUUUUUUUUUUCCUUCUUUUUCUAGUGCAGGAUUAUAAAACUUAUUGAUGUGCUUCUUGCCAUCUUUUAUCAUGUUCUUUUACUAAUCAACAAACAGUUCUGCAGAGACUCAGGCCAUGAUCUUCAAGUCACUUCCAUUGAUUUUCUUUGUGCUAUGCUUCCAUUCCUUUACCACUGCUGACUUGAAUUCUGAUGAGGAAGCACUCCUGACCUUUGCUGCUUCAGUAUCUCAUAUCAAAAGGCUAAAUUGGAGUCAUCAGAAAUCAAUAUGCUCAUCUUGGAUUGGAGUCCGAUGCACCACUGAUAACACCCGUGUAAGGACCCUCAAGCUUCCAGGAUUUGGGCUUAAUGGCUCUAUCCGUGCUGAUACACUUGGGAAGCUUGAUGCCCUUGAAGUCUUAAGUCUCAGAUUUAAUUACCUCAUUGAUCUCCCUCCAGAUGUCUCAACCAUUCUUUCUCUCCGUUCUUUGUUCCUUCAACAUAAUAAUUUGCCUGGAAUCAUGCCUUCUCUUUCUUCGCGCCUUAACAUUCUUGAUCUCUCUUAUAAUUCAUUGAAAGGAGCAAUUCCGCAGGUAUUUGAAAAUCUUACCCAAAUUAGAUCAUUGUUUCUCCAGAACAACUCUCUCUCUGGACCUAUCCCCGAUCUUCAACUUCCCAAUCUUAAACAUCUGAAUCUGAGUUACAACAACCUCAGUGGUGCAAUACCAUUAUCACUUCAAGGGUUCCCGAAGGAGUCAUUCUUGGGCAACCCUUUCCUCUGCGGUACUCCUCUACCCCAGUGCCCAGAAACUCCAGGACACAAAAGGAGUAUCUGGAAAACAGAGGGGGUCACUAUUGCAAUUGCUUCUGGUGUUUCAAUAAUUCUGAUUCUACUAGUAAUUUUAAUCUUGGUAUGCUUUUUCAAGAGGAAGCAUAGGCAACAAAGUAGCAGGGAGCCAGGACAAAGUGGAACGAUUGAGAAACCUGAAGGGAACAGUAGUGCUGAAGAACCAGAGAGGAGAGGGUUGGUUUUCUUUGAUAAAUCUUCCCAUAAUUUUGACUUGGAAGAUCUGUUAAGAGCUUCUGCUGAAAGUAUUGGCAAAGGAAGUCAUGGCACUACAUACAAAGCUUUUCUAGAGGAUGGUACCACUGUUGUAGUGAAGAGAUUGAAGGACGUAGUCAUUAGAAAACGAGAGUUUGAACAACAUAUGGAAAUGAUUGGAAGGAUCAGACUGCACCCCAAUAUAGUACCUCUUCUAGCUUAUUAUUACUCCAAUGAUGAUAAACUUCUAAUAUAUGAUUAUGUUCCUUCUGGCAGUUUCUCCUCCCUCUUGCAUGGGAGCAAGGUUGCUGGAUGUACUCAUACGAGCUGGGAAUCCAGAGUCAAGGUGGCUCUCGGAGCAGCUCGAGGCAUAGCUCAUAUCCACAUCGAAAGUGGUGGAAACCUUGUCCAUGGAAACAUUAAGUCCAGUAAUAUCCUCCUAACCCCGGAACUCGAUGCUCGUGUCUGUGAUUAUGGCCUUGCGCCACUGUUUGGCUCUGCAACUGCAUUGACUCCAUCCAGGAUUGUGGUCGGUUAUUCUUCGCCUGAAGUGAUCGAGACAAGGCAAUAUACAUACAAAUCUGAUGUCUACAGCUUUGGAGUCUUGCUUCUCGAGAUGCUCACGGGCAGGGCUCCACUGCGAUCUCCAGGGCAUGAUGAUUUAGCGGACCUGCCAAGAUGGGUGCAGUUUGUGGUCCGGGAAGAGUGGACUACUGAGGUCUUUGAUGCAGAGUUGAUGUUGAACCGAAAGGUGGAAGAGGAGAUGGUUCGGAUGCUUCAGAUUGCAAUGUCAUGUAUUGCAACUACUCCAGAUCAGAGACCUACAAUGGAGGAGGUGAUGAGAAUGAUAGAGGGCAUUCGACGUUCGGACUCAGGACAGACCGUCCUUGGAGAAGAGCAAGCAUGAGCAGGUCUCGGUCCUGCAAGCAGGGAAAGAAAGCAUGGCAUACGUUGGCUUUGAUGUAGUUAUUUUGCAAAGGAUUUUACGUGUGUUAAUUAAAUUGACACUCUUACGGCAAAGAUGAUGUUUUCAAUGGAGUUCCAUAUU